AUGUCGAUGUUCCGCGCCAAGAAGCUCGAUCUGGGCUGUUUCGUUAACGUCCGCACCCUACGCGACCACACAAAGCGAAAGGUCUUUGAGGCCCACGAGACCGAGAGGCUAACUCGAGGCCAACAGACAAGCUCUCCGAUACAUUAUCCGCAACACAACCCUCCCCCACGAGUCCGCGCCGAGGCACAGCUCCAAUUGACACAGAUGCACUGCUACACUCGGCCAACGCAGAUUCGAAACAGAUGUAUUAUGGGCGGUCAAGGACGUGGUGUGUUGAGUGAUUUUAAGAUGACUCGAUACAAUUUCCGUAUGGAGGCUAUGGCUGGAAACUUGCCUGGUGUGAAGCGAGCCAGUUGGUAA
This is a messenger RNA of Fusarium redolens, 360 nucleotides long. RefSeq lists its product as uncharacterized. Lineage: Eukaryota; Fungi; Ascomycota; Sordariomycetes; Hypocreales; Nectriaceae. Gene Ontology annotation, biological process: translation. Gene Ontology annotation, molecular function: structural constituent of ribosome. The coding region runs from base 1 to 360 and encodes 119 amino acids. Gene Ontology annotation, cellular component: mitochondrial small ribosomal subunit; ribosome. The record is from RefSeq and is a predicted model, not a curated record. The transcript has 3 exons.